AUGACCUUCAUUCGACAUGUUUCAAUUCUUUGCUUCAUAGAGGCAUCUUAUGGUAACGUGCACGAUACAGAGGCUCAUAUCAACGGCCUCAUAAAUGCCGUCCACCUCCUCAGCCCCCUCGAUGACGACUUUGGUCAUCAGUCGGAACUCGAAGAAGAGCUUGCUAAUCGUUAUCUCUUACUCACAUACUAUGCCUACCAGGGCUUCAAGGCCAGGAUAUUAGGGAGCGAUUCUUUGCAGAACCUUUUCCGACAGAACAACACAGCCGAGUUCUCCACCUUCGUAUCACAGAUUUACCUCUGGAAGACUCAGAAUAUCGGUCAUCUCGAAAUGCGUCUCAACGCCAUGAAACUAUUGCCAUUCUUCUUCGCAGCUCUUCCCUCAUCAACUCAGUUCCAUAACAUCGACGCCUCACCUCUCAUAGAUUGUCUGAAGCAUGUCACCACUGCAACACAGACAGUCAGAGAAGACCGUUACAAAUGCGACCCAAGUUGGGAAUGGAUCGAGGGAUCAGAUUCUCGACUUCUCUGCGCUACCAUCGGCUCCCAUUUCUCAUCUCUGUUUCACGACGACAUGUUUUCAGCAGCACAAUCCUCGAAGUAUAGCACCUCUUGGUCUGGUAUGUGCGCUGCAUCAAGCUUGUAUAUGCACAGCGUCCUGGAACUAUGGAAUGGUGGCGAGGCUAUCGACGCUCGUUUCUAUGUAUCUUGA
Fusarium musae is the source of this 711-nucleotide messenger RNA. RefSeq lists its product as uncharacterized. The transcript is spliced from 4 exons. NCBI's taxonomy places the organism in Eukaryota, Fungi, Ascomycota, Sordariomycetes, Hypocreales, Nectriaceae. The record is from RefSeq and is a predicted model, not a curated record. Bases 1 to 711 code for a protein of 236 amino acids.